Ahaetulla prasina is the source of this 9323-nucleotide messenger RNA. RefSeq names its product death inducer-obliterator 1 (gene DIDO1). The record is from RefSeq and is a predicted model, not a curated record. Gene Ontology annotation, cellular component: nucleus. The coding region runs from base 117 to 7484 and encodes 2455 amino acids. Gene Ontology annotation, biological process: DNA-templated transcription; apoptotic signaling pathway. The transcript has 18 exons. NCBI's taxonomy places the organism in Eukaryota, Metazoa, Chordata, Lepidosauria, Squamata, Colubridae.
CUCUCAGCUGAGGCGGCGACGCCGCCGAGGAGAGUCAGCGACCCCCGGUUUCCCGCCCCCCCACCUCAGCGUCUCUGCGCGGCCCAUUCCCCUCCUCUCCGAUCUUUUAAAAUUGCAUGAUGUGUGAUGAGUUGGAGAUUCUUAACAGGGAGAUUGAGAGGUUAUUACAGAGCAGCAUCGUGGAAAGAAGCUCUUUAAGCUCAGAAUCUCUUCAGACAUCAACCUCUGGUUCCUGGGAUGUAGCUACUGCUUCAAGCAGUGGACCACAAGGCAGUUUAGUGAAGGCAGCUGUAUCGAGUGGAGCAUUGCUGGUUUCAGAGUCUUCAGGAUGGCAUCCAGAUGACCAUUACACUAUUGGCUUCCCCAGAAUAGCGUCUGUUGUUGGGAUUAUGCUGAAUGACUCUGAUUUACUUCUGCCCUCCUGUGAUUCCUCCCUUGGCUUAAGUGGACAGGAAGAAAUAAUUCCAGCAACCUCUAAUGCUGUGUCAGAGGUGACUUUUUGGAACAGUAAUAUCAGUACUAUGGAAGAAGACAGUUUGGAAUCUAUGACACUGGAGUCUCAGUCUAACAUGGAAAAUUCUUCUCUUGCUGCGGAUGACAAAGAUGAACAAAGUAAUGAGGAUGAACAAAAGACUGUGAAACCCACUAGCAAGGAGUUCAAGAAAACGUGGGGGUUUCGUAGGACUACUAUUGCAAAGCGGGAAUGCUUAGGAGAUGCCGACAUGGACAUUGCUGAACAAAUAUCUCCUCAGCAGCAAAGCCUGGCUCUUCGGCGUAGCGGACGACAGCCCAAGCGUACCGAACGGGUGGAAGAAUUUCUUACGACCGUGAGGCGCAGAGGACGGAAGAAUCUUCCCUCAGCUCUUGAUGACUUCAACGAGCCAGCGUCUUGCCAUAUUACCGAUGUUGAAACUGCUUCUGAAGGGAGUGUAGAUAGCAUCCCCGAUAUAAAAAAUGUAACCCAAAAGAACCGUUCUAAUGAUGGCAAAGGCCAGCCGGCUCGAAAAGGAAGAAGUGCUAAAGAGCAUGACGAGAAAGAUACAUCUGACAGCGAUAGUGAUGGGUUAACGUUGAAAGAGUUACAGAACCGUCUGCGAAAGAAACGGGUGGAAGAGAAGCCCUCAGAGCUAACUCUGAAAGAGUUACAGAAUCAACCCAGGAAGAAACAUCCAGAACAAAUUCCUGCUGAGACAGCUGAUGUCCAGACCAGCAGCCAAAUUAAGCAUGAAAUAACUGUAAAGCAAGAACCAGGAGCUACAGAUAAUGCUGAGGCUGGAGAACAAGGAUCUGUCUCCAAGGAAACCAGCGAAGCAGGUCAGAUUAAGAAAGAACUAAAAUGUGCUUCACAGAUCGCUGAUGAGCUUGAAGAACGCACAAAGGGCAAAUCGGAAGCAGAAGUGUAUGACCCCAGUACUCUUUAUUGUAUCUGUCAACAGCCUCACAACAACAGGUUUAUGAUUUGUUGUGAUAGAUGCGAGGAAUGGUUUCAUGGGAAUUGUGUAGGUAUUUCAGAGGCCCGUGGGCGCCUGCUGGAAAGAAAUGGAGAAGACUAUAUCUGCCCAAACUGCACCAUUCUACAGGUGCAAGAUGAAAUAGUUAUGGAAACAGGUCAACAGAACACUGUACUGGGACAUGUUACAGGUGAUGGCACAGAGUUCACAAGCAUAGGAACUAUUGAACAAAAGUCCAUUGAGGAUCAAGGCAUCAAGGGUCGCAUUGAGAAAGCUGCAAAUCCAAGUGGAAAGAAAAAACUCAAAAUAUUUCAGCCUGUGGUUGAAGAUCCCGAAGCAGCCAAUUGCAUUGGCCCAGGAUGCUCCAAGGUGGCUCAGCCAGGUUCAGUAUACUGCGGGAAUGAGUGCAUCCUUAAACAUGCUGCUGCUACCAUGAAAUUCCUCAGUGAAGGCAAAGAACAAAAACCCAAAGAGAAAACAAGACCUAAGCCUCCUCUGAUAAAACCUCAGACUCUGGCGGGUACCAAACCUUUGUCAAUACAGAAGAGGCCAGUUGCUGAGAAGAGAGAGAUGAUCAUGAAGAAAACGCCAGUGGCCACAAUUAAGACAGAAGCAAACGCUCAGACAGUUGGUAAAGAGCCAACCCCAGAGAGCAGCACACCAUCCUGGGCCAGCGAUCAUAAUUAUAAUGCAGUAAAGCCAGAACAGACUCCUGCCAUUUCACCAGCACUGUUAUUCAAAUCACAUAAAGAAGAGCGGAAGGUUGAGGAUAAACCAGGAGAGCCUCCUAUGAUGUUGAAGAAAACUGUUGGACCGACAUCGGUGGUUGAGAAACCCAUGUCUUCUCAAACAAGGAGUGUGGCCCUGAAGAAGCCCUCGCCGUUUGCCAGUACUUCAUUUAUUAAGGCCCCGGUGAAACAUUCAGCGGCAGAUUUUAAAGGGGUCAUACCUAAGAAGUCUUCGCUUGCUGCAGGUUCUCCUGCUUCAGGUGGUUUUUCGUCCUCAAGGCCACCUUUGUCCUCCUACGGAGCCCAUUCCAUGCCUAAAAAACCGAUCCCCCCCUCUAGCGCAGUGGCAGGGCUUAAGAAACCUCUGAUGUCUUCCGCGUCUUCUUCAACCACCCCCUUGCCUCCACAAGCCAAGGUAGCUGCAAGCGCUGGCCAGUCGCAGCCUAAUUCCCAGAUUCGACAAAAUAUACGGAGGUCCCUUAAAGAGAUUUUGUGGAAAAGAGUAAAUGACAGUGAUGACUUGGUCAUGACAGAAAACGAAGUGGGGAAGAUUGCACUGAAUAUUGAAAAGGAGUUGUUCAAUUUAUUCCAGGCCACAGAUAAUCGAUAUAAAAGUAAAUAUCGCAGUAUUAUGUUCAACCUUAAGGACCCCAAAAAUCAGGGUCUUUUCCACCGCGUUCUUCGAGAAGAUAUUCCUUUGUCAAGGCUUGUAAGAAUGAAGCCUGAAGAACUCGUAUCUAAAGAGCUAUCUGCAUGGAAAGAAAAACCAGCGAAAUCAAUAAUGGCAUCUAGGCGUAAAACCUUUGAAAAUAAAAAAAUGGCCGUGAAACAAGAACCUAUCCCUGAUGUUAACAUGGAAGAUUCUCCACCAGUGUCUGAUUCGGAUGAGCAGCAAGAAUCGGAUCGAGCAGCACCUGAGAAGAGCAGUACUCCUGCUUUGGAUGUUUUCAGCAGUAUGUUGCAGGAUACCACAAGUCAGCAUCGGGCCCACCUUUUUGAUCUGAACUGCAAAAUUUGUACAGGUCAGAUUUCUGCCUCUGAUGAAGAAUCGACUUCAAAAAAGCCCAAAUCAUCAGCUGCUAAGAAGACAGAACCAAAGUCAGAAACUAAAUCCAAACUAGAAAGCUCCACACCAGCAGAUGACAUGGGGGUGGUAAAAGGGGAAAAUCUGGAAAACGUCUCAGAAGCCACUGCUGAACCUGUGACGGAGACAGUGGCUCAGCCAUGCAUGGAAAGAACUUACCUUCCUUUAUCCCAAGUGCAAAACAACUCAGAAUCUUCUGUACCCAUGGAGACCUCAGCCUAUCCUGCAUCCUACACCACCGGGAUCAUCACGACAGUGACUCUUUCUGGCAAAGAUCCCCGAACAGCUGUGAGCACCUCUGCAGCUUCUGCUUCUGCUGGGAUUUCUCCGUUGCAUCCCGCUUCUGCUCCUGACAAAGGGUCUGUAGCAGAGAGCAAGCCAGAAAUAUUAAGACCUGUUUUAUCAGCUCCAAAGUCUAUUUUAACAAAACCGUCUUCGUCAGAUCCAAGAUACUUGGCAGGCCCAUCAUCUUUAAAUGUCAGUAUGUCAGAGAUUUGGUCCCCUCCGGAAGGAGAUACGUCCCUGUUUCUUUCUCGUCUGAAUACCAUUUGGAAAGGUUUUAUCAACAUGCAAAGUGUGGCUAAAUUUGUCACCAAAGCUUAUCCAGUCUCCGGGUGCUUCGAUUAUCUCAGUGAGGAUUUACCAGACACAAUUCAUAUCGGAGGGAGGAUCUCACCAAAAACAGUGUGGGAUUAUAUUGGCAAACUUAAAUCCUCCGUAUCUAAGGAAUUGUGUUUAAUCCGUUUCCACCCAGCAACAGAAGAGGAGGAAGCUGCCUACAUCUCUCUCUACUCCUAUUUUAGCAGCCGGUGCCGAUUUGGAGUUGUAGCUAAUAACAACAGGCAUGUCAAGGACCUGUAUUUGAUUCCCCUCAGGGCUAAGGAUCCCAUUCCAUCCAAACUUUUGCCUUUUGAGGGACCAGGUCUUGAAUCAAACCGUCCAAAUUUAAUUCUUGGAUUAGUGAUUUGUCAAAAAACAAAGCGUCCUGCAGCUGUAUUGGAAUCAGAAAAGCCCGAGGAGAAGAGGAGUCGAGUCCAGAUACAAGAAGAAGCAGAAGUAUUAGGAUAUUCUAAGGGCAGCACACUUCCACCGCAAGAAAAGAAAACUGCAAAAUUUUCUUUGUAUUCUGGAGAAACCACGAUCAGUACAACCCCUCCUGAUUCUCCUCCACCUCCACCUCCAAAUCCACCUUCAGAGCCACCUUCAACCGUGGCACCUUCUGUAUUAAAAAUACUGUCAUCCGUUAAAGCAGGAAGCUCAACCACCGUGGCACCAUCUAAUGCUUCAGGGUCAGGAGCUACCGCUACUCCGGUGUCUCCUGCUGGUUCCUCAGCCUCAAAAUCAGCCACACCGCUUGAUCACAUUUUGCAAACCCUUUUCGGGAAAAAGAAGUCCUUUGAUCCUGCCGCCAAUGAACCUGAAGCUGCUGUUCAUACCUCGAAGCCUGAAGCGCAGGCUGGGAUUGACGAAGGGCCGCUUGCUGCUCCUUUAAUAGACCCCAUUGUGCAACAGUUUGGACAGAUGUCGAAAGACAAAGCUAUCGAGGAGGAGGAAGAUGAUAGACCUUACGAUCCCGAGGAAGAAUAUGCUCCGGAGAGAGCUUUUGAAAUGCAGGCUGGCGAAAGCAGACUUGAGAAGGGCUGUGAAACUUCGGAACAAGAGGAUGAAGCCUACGAUCCAGAAGAUGAAACCAUCUUAGAAGAAGCAAAAGUCGCCGUGGAAGAUUUGCCUAAUAAAAUGUACUCAGACUCUAAAAACAGCUCCAUAACCACGUCUGCCCCCUUUGUGCCUGAUGCGGCGGCUGCGCCAUCCUUGGUAGAGCAACAGAAAAUGCUCGAGGAGCUGAAUAAACAAAUAGAAGAGCAGAAAAGGCAACUUGAAGAACAAGAGGAAGCGCUCAGGCAACAAAGGGCAGCUGUCGGUGUAUCCAUGGCUCAUUUUUCGGUAUCCGACGCUUUAAUGUCACCGCCUCCCAAACCAUCCAUCGCGAAAACGGAGUUAUUCCAACACGAAAAACCCAUUCCUGAAAAACCCGAAAUGCCUCCUUCCUCCAUUCAGCCUCAACUCUUCAGCCAAGGAAAUGAUCCCAGACAAAGCAGAGAUCCCCGACAAGCUAGGAGAAUCCUAACUGAGUGUAAUGAAGGUGUGGACUUUAAUAUAAAGCAACAUGGGCUACAGGGAGAACCUUCUGCUGGAUUGAUCCCUCCACCCAGCUAUUCAGGUCCACUCCAGGCUGCGUUUGACAAAGAGGAGAAAUGUCAUAAUGAAACAUGGAUGGCAGGUGAAACAGGUCCUGCUGUCCCUGAGCAAAAUGUGCCUAUCAGUUUUGAAAACGUUCCGCAAAUUCACCCGGAAAUUAUAAAUAAACCCGCUCCCGUUGAAUCGCCCACGAGUGCGCCUGUUCGUAAAGUAUUGCUGCCUACCCCUCCCACCCCGUGUUUUAUGCCCAUUUUCACAGGCUCUAAUAAUGCACCGACUGUAACUUGGUCAAAUGCCUCUCAGGACAACAGCGUUCCAGGGGUCGUAAGAGAUUCUUUUUCAAGUUCAACAUUUGCACCUCAGGAGAAAAUUCCUGGUCACUUUGAAGCAGAAAGAGGUCCGUUGAAUUAUAACGAAGGCGAAGUCAAUCCUCAGUCCGGCCAUUUUUACAAACAGAGAGAGUCUUCUACAAUUCAGACUGAGGAAGUAAGAGGGGGGCCUCCUUUUCCUUCAGCUGGGCAGAAAGGUCCCCCUCCGGUGCUGUGUGGUGCUUCUGAUUUCCAUGGGCAAAGGGGUCCGCCCCAGCAAUUUAAUGAAGGACAUAACGUUCCGCCGAAUAACGACGGACAAAGAGGCCCGCCACCAAACAGGUUUCCAGCGCCAAGAGCACCUAUUCCUUCAUUAUUUUCUGCACCACAUGGUCCACCUGUUUUUGUUGAAAAUAGGGGUCCUUCUCCAUCGUUUCCUGGUGGGCCAAGAGAAAAAGCAUCUUCUCAAUUUGAAGAUCACAGAGAAUCUCAAGCGGAACAGAGAGAAUUUUCAGAUUCUCAGUAUUGCGAGGUGAGCGGUCCUCCUGGCCAGUUUGAAGGAUCUGAGCCUCCCCAGUUUGCAGGAAAUAGAGGGCCACCUCCAUUUCCUUAUGGGGGCCAAAGGAGGCCUCCACCCAAUCAAUUUAAAAAUCAAAGAGGGGGCCCAUCAACUCAGUUUGGAGGACCAAGAGGUCCAUCACCUAAUCAUUUUGGAGGUACAAGAGGUCCUCCUCCAAAUCAGUUUGAAGGACAAAGAGGACCGGCACCGGGUCACAUGCCAGGACCAAGGGGACUUCUGCCCUCACCAUUUGAAGAGAGGAGAGGAAGUCCACCCCCCAGAUUUCCAAACCAGAGGGGCUCAGCACCCAAUCAGUUUGGAGGACCAAGGGGACAGGCACCUGCCUCGUUUUCAGAACAAAAUGACUCUGCCCCUAACAGACAUAAUUUUCCAGGACAGUCUCAGCAAGGUAUGAAACCAUCCCCCAGACCUCUUUUGGAUCUUCCAAGCCAUCCUCCACAACACAGGAAAGAGAUAUGGGAUGAAUCUGGACCGUCUUCUUCUCACCCUAAUAUUUCAGGGCAGGGUUCUUCAUCAGAAGCACAGUGGCCAGCGUCUGAUUUUCGAGAGGGUCGAAAUAAUGACUACAGGGGCCAGGGCUUUGAAGGGAGGCCGAGGGAAAGAUUUGAGGGAGGCAAUAAGGAAAAAGUGUUAGAGCAGCCGGAGAAAUCAGACAAUAGAUCAAACCGAGGAAACGAUGAUAGACGGAGGGAUCGCGAGCAUAAUUGGGCUUGGGAAAGAGAUCGCGGCAGAAAUUGGAAUAGGGGUAGGGAAAGAGAUUGGGAGAGACACAAAGAGAAAGACUGGGAUAAAAACAGAGAUAGAAACUACAAUAAAGACAGGGAAAGGGAUUCAGAUCGGGCCAAAGAUUGGGAAAGGAACCGGGAAAGAACCAGGAUCAGAGAAGGGGAUUCUUAUCGAAGACGGAACCGGUCCAGAAGCAGAGAACGUGACUACGAUAGAUUCAGGGACAGGGCCCGCAGCCGGGAAAGAGAGAAAGAGAGGGACCGAGAUAGGGACCGUGACAAAGAUAGAGGAAGGGACCGCAAGGAGCGCAGCAAAAGUACAGAAUGUGAUAGAGACUCUAAGCCAGAAUCCCAGAUGGGCAGCCAAAAGCCAUCACAUCUGGAAGCUGCUGCUACUGCUGCUAAGUAGAACCUUCAACAAGGAGUCCCUUAGAAGUAAAGGGGGAAACAUGUAAGAAUUGACUGUGUACUACUUGUAUAUAUUGUAUAUUCUGUUAGAAAAUACUUUGGUAAAAACUUUCAUAAAAGACAAAUUUUGAAUUGUAAAUGCAAUAUAUUAAGGUAGGAAGCAGGGAAAACCUGGACUUGAUACAUUUUGUUCAUAAAAGUUUUCUUACAGAAUACAUAAGACAUAAUCCUUCCCUGACUGAUCCCAGCACCUGUGUACAGAUAAGAAGUCAGUAGUGCAUAGGACUACUGCUCUUGCCUUUUUAGAGUAGGGGCCUGUAGGAAUCCUACUUACUCCCAGAGAAAAAUUGUGGUUGGGACCUAACAGUUGUAUGAUGUGGCUUUGUUUUCCUUAUUAUCUUGAAUUUCCAUUUGCAGACAAAAAAUGGGAACUGUCUUCAAAAAGCACAUUGCUUUUAAAGGUUUCAAAGUUGUGUUUUCCAAUAACUUAAUUGGUUAUUUUAUGAGAAUUCAAGCAAGAUUUUAGAAGCCAUAACUUUACAUCUCAAAUACAUAGUGUUUUUGUGUUUUGGUUCCUACUUAACAGCAAAAAUAUCAAUAUUUUUGUCCUGAGUUAAUCUAGUUAUAUGGCUUUUGUGUAUUUAACAAAUGAUGGCGGGAGAAUAGUGUUGCUACUUACUUGUAAUUUGCAGAGUAUUUGAAUAAGAAAUGUUAAAUUUCUAAACUCACAUUUUACAUGAGGGCAUUUUGAAUGUAAUUUCAACUAAUUGAUGAGCUCAGGCAAGAAGUACAUGUGUCUAGAUAGACCACUACCUUUCUUAUCAAUAAACUCUUAAAAUUCUGUAUUUUUAUGAAAGGUGUAAUGAAAAUUAAUGCCCUCUUUACUCAAUAUAACUAAGCUUUAAAAAAAAACAGGUAUUGAUUUUUUUUUAACCUAAAUUGACUGAACAAAGUGGGAGGAAGGAGAAUUAUCAAGAUUAAUACAUCAAGCACUGAGUGAAGGAGUUUGACUUUUCUUAUGGUUAUCGGUCAAAAAUAUUCAUGAACUAAAGACAGUUUAGUUGAGCCAAGAUGAAGAACUUUUAAGUUCUAAUUUAAGUGGGAGAGAUUUCAGGAUGCUGGUAAUUAUUGACACCAACAGCACUGAAAUUCUUAAUUUUGAUAGGAAUAUGUUCUGUCCAUAUGAAUUCAUGGCUACUGUGAUAAAAUUGGAAGUAAAUAUUUCUGUAAAGAUUGGCGAAAUAAAGCCGUUACUAACAAUUCUGUACUUUAAAAGGGAAGGCUUUUUACUGUGAAAAACAGUAUUCUAUUACUUUUUCUGUAUUCUUCAAGUUCAUUAUAUAAUUCUAAACAGUACAUAGAAAAACAUUACCAGUUGAAUUGGAUUUAUACAUUUACAGAUAAAAAGUUACUUUGAUAUUUUUGUAACCAUUUGCAAAUGUAAAAUUAAAUUCGUAACAUCUGCAUUUUGAAACCUGCAAUAUAAAUAGUACUACCCCAUAAAUAAAUCACUACAUAGUUAUACUUUAUAUUGGUACAUCUUAGUCUUUAAACAUCAUGGACAUGCUGAUAUUAAAAAAAAUGGCCUGUUUGCAAAAUAUUUUGCAAAACAUUAAAAGAGGUGGUAUAGAAUGCAAAUACCUAUGAUGUAAUUUUUUAUUCAAGAAGUUUCUAACUUAAAACCAUACAUGUAAGUAUACUAAAUCAAGUGUUGUUUAGGUUUACUUGACAGAAGUUUCUGUAAAUUGUAUUUUAUAUUUCAGAAUAUAUCAUUGUACAUUAAAUGUGGAACUUCAUAGAUUUUUGUUACUGUAAGUCAAAUAAACAUCUACAGAAAGCC